This is a messenger RNA of Macadamia integrifolia, 1014 nucleotides long. Its product is annotated as cold-responsive protein kinase 1-like. The coding region runs from base 1 to 1014 and encodes 337 amino acids. Gene Ontology annotation, biological process: protein phosphorylation. Lineage: Eukaryota; Viridiplantae; Streptophyta; Magnoliopsida; Proteales; Proteaceae. The transcript is spliced from 3 exons. The record is from RefSeq and is a predicted model, not a curated record. Gene Ontology annotation, molecular function: protein kinase activity; ATP binding.
AUGGAAGCUACAGAAGAAUUUGAUAUCAGAUAUUGCACUAGGACUGGAGGUUAUGGGAGAGUUUACAUCGCAAUGCUACUUACAGGAAAAGUAGUAGUUGUGAAAAAGCUUCAUCGCCUAGAAGCUGAAGAGAGAGCCUAUGAGAACAGCUUCAACAAUGAGAUCACGUGUAAUUUUUCAGUUUACGAAUACAUAGAAAGAGGAAGCUUAGCUUAUUAUGUUCUUGGAAACAAAGAAGAAGCUGUGGAAUUGGAUUGGAGGAAACAUAUAAAAGUCAUCAAAGGGGUCGCUCAUGCUUUACCUUACUUGCAUCAUGAUUGCUCACCACCAUUAAUUCAUCUGGACAUAUUGAGCAACAAUGUCUUGUUGGAUGCAAAUCUUGAACCUCAUGUAGCCGACUUUGGAACUUCAAGAUUUCUAAAUCCUGGUUCAUCCAACCGCACUAUACUUGCAGGCACAUAUGGGUAUAUUGCUCCAGUUAUUGCUUGUAGGGAUAGGCUUUCCUCCAUUCAGAUUCUGCUUCAGACUGACCAUCUCAAUCCCUCUCUAGCUGAGGAAGAAAAGAUUGAAGCGGAUACCCUUUCUUCUUUGCUGGCCCAAGAAGAAGAGAGUUUUUUUAGGCAGAAAUCCAAAAUCAAUUGGUUGGAGCUUGGUGAUUCCAAUACAGCUUACUUCCAUAGAUCUGUCAAAGCUAGAAGCAACCUCAACUCCAUCACCAAGUUGAUUUCUAAUGAGGGAAACCUGGUCCACAGAGUGGAUGAGAUUAAGAAGGUGGCAGUGGAUCAUUUCGAGAACUUAUUCAGACCCUCCAUUAGUCACGGCCCUCCCAUUCCGAAUGGUCUCUUGAACAAGUCCAUCCCUGCCUCCAUGGCUUCUGUGUUGAUGGCCAUCCCUUCAGAUGAGGAGAUUAGUGCAACUAUUCACUCUCAUAAGGCUAGUAAAGCCCCAGGCCCUGAUGGGUUUAGUAUCGGAUUUUUCUCCUCCUCAUGGGGGAUCUCAUUAAAGAUGAUUUGA